This is a messenger RNA of Triticum urartu, 741 nucleotides long. The record is from RefSeq and is a predicted model, not a curated record. Lineage: Eukaryota; Viridiplantae; Streptophyta; Magnoliopsida; Poales; Poaceae.
GCAGGUCGGCACGCAACGCAGUCCUCCACCACCACCACCCAGCUCGCUCGUCUGUGUCGUCGUCGCUAGGCAUGCCGACGGUAAAUAUCGUGGAGGUCGGCCACGUGGUGGUACCACAACCGGAGGACCUGGUAAUCAGGCUAUCCGCGCUGGACGCGCCGUGGGUGGCGAACCCGCUAAUCCAGCGCGUGCUCCUCUUCGUCGAUGACGCCGGCGGCCAGCAGCACCCGCCCUUCGAGUCGCUCGUGGGCUCCCUCCGUGCGUCCCUCGCGGCCACGCUCGCGCGGCUGCCCCCGCUGGCCGGGAGGAUCGUCUUCCUGCCGUCCACCGGCGACGCCGCCAUCGACUGCUCCGGUCCCGAGGGAGGAGGCGGCGUGCCGUUCGUCGUGGCGGAGAGCGACGACGCGGACGCGCGGCGGCUCGCGGGGGACGCGGACCACGACGUGGGCACGUUCGAGGCGCUCGUCCCGAAGCUCGAGGUGGAGGCGCUCCCAGCGGAGGUGCUGGCGGUGCAGGUCACGCGGCUCAAGGGCGGCGUGGCGGUCGGCGUGGCACUGCACCACGCCGUCGUCGACGGCCGGUCGGUGUGGAUGUUCCUGCAGGCGUGGGCCGCGGCCUGCCGCGGCGAUGAUGAUGCUGCCGUGGCUGCCGUAACAUUUGACCGCGCGGUGGUCGCCAUCCCCGGCGGCGAGGAGCUCGCGAGGAGCACGCUGCGGAAGUAUGCGCCCAAUCUGCCGCUGG